Dothidotthia symphoricarpi CBS 119687 is the source of this 4859-nucleotide messenger RNA. RefSeq lists its product as uncharacterized. The transcript has 4 exons. Gene Ontology annotation, biological process: P-body assembly; deadenylation-independent decapping of nuclear-transcribed mRNA. NCBI's taxonomy places the organism in Eukaryota, Fungi, Ascomycota, Dothideomycetes, Pleosporales, Dothidotthiaceae. The record is from RefSeq and is a predicted model, not a curated record. Gene Ontology annotation, cellular component: P-body. Gene Ontology annotation, molecular function: mRNA binding. The coding region runs from base 402 to 4859 and encodes 1485 amino acids.
CUGCCGUCUGGCGAAUCAGUGCAUGGCGCGAUGAUGGGAUGAGGCUGUGUUGCCUUGGGACGGGAGGACGGACGCCUUGUUUUUGGUUUGAGGGGGGAGGUGGGCUUACUUUAUGGACGGGUUGGGGGCGUUGCUUUGCUUUGCUUCUUCACGGACGGUAAGGGGGUUUGGUACGAGGUUUGGCUCGCUCGUUGCUCACUUUACUUGGCUUGUUCCUCGCUCACUCGCUCACUCACUCACUCACUCACUUCGUUCGCGUGGAUGGGCAAUGCGACACAGUGCUGAGACGGGGUAGUUGCACGAGCCUUUCACUACCUACCUCGUUACACUUGCGCCUACGCUUGCGCCUCGCGCCCCAACGACUCCAAAAGAAAGACAAUCCACACGAUCGGACACACACUAUGGCCGACAUCAAGUCGCGCAUCGCCGCGCUGAACCUGGAAGAAGUGCACGCGCCUGCGCCCGGCGCAAAGCCAACAUACACAUACGAAGCCAUUGCGGGGAAGAAGAAACCGCCGCCUCCUCCGCCGCCGGUGCAGCGCCACCAGACAGUCAACAACCCGCCGCUUCUGAGCGAGGCGACGACGGCGGCGCGUGGACGUGGAAACCAGCCCGGAGCGUCUGCGCCCAAGAUGUCGCCUGCGCUGCCUCCCCGUCUGCCGUCGCGCGCUGCUGCCAAUUCGCCGGCCCUGCCCCCGCGUGCGACUCCGACUCUGCCCCCGCGCCAGUCUUCGGAUCGCAGCGUUGCGAGGCGCGAGUCGACUGAGUCGAUAUCCACGGUUGCGUCGGGCAUGUCGUCGUUGUCGCUGGGGUCGGCUAGGACGAGCGCGAGUGGUGGGGGAGGUGUCGCGUAUAGGGUUAUGGCGCCGGCGUUCGAUGCGUCCAAGUUGCCGCCGCUGCCGCCGAAGAAGGUGGAGAAUCCGAAGCAGAGCAAGGCGACGAUGGCGGCGAUGAAGUCGGGGAGGGAGGGCGUCAAGGCGAGGGUGUUGGCGCCGGUGAGGAUGGAUCCCCCCGCGAGACCAGCGUUGCCAUCACGGCAGGACACGAAGCAAUCGGCGGCAGUGCCCGAACGACCACCACUGCCAACGCGGGCUACUACCAACGCGCGAGCGAGCAAAGUGAUUGCCCCACCGCCACGACGCUCUGCGCUGGAAAUGGGCUUCAAUAAUAAACCAGCUGCCCCUCCUCCAGUUCCCCAGAGACGACCAUCACCUACUCGUAUCUCUGAGACUGUCGCUGGCUCACCUCCACCCAUCCCGCUAUCUUCUCGACCCAACUUGGACGCCAUCAUGGCUUCGAAGCCUAAGCCAGGAGUAGCUGGGGCAUGUCUUAAGUGUCGAGACUUCUCUGGUCCAGAUAACCAUGCUGCGAAGUUUCCGCGCACCCAGCUCCCGUCGUCAGAUGUAGGCUGGCUGGCACACCAACUCUGCUCGCCAUUCUCCUCUGCGACCGACAAGGCCCGGGCAAUCUUCACAUGGCUCCACCACAACAUCGACUACGACGUGCACUCCUUCUUCAACGGAACCGUCCAGCGCACCACCCCCGAAAAGACCAUAACAUCCGGCCUCGCCGUCUGCGAAGGAUACGCCGGCCUCUUCGCCGCGCUAGCCCUCAAAGCCGGUCUAGAAUGCAUCGUGUGCUCCGGCGACAGCAAAGGCUUCGGGCACACACCACUGGAGCCCCACGACCCCGUCCCCCCCUUCAACUCCAACCACGCCUGGAACGCCGUCCGCAUCGACAACAGCGAAUGGAAGCUCAUCGACUCCUGCUGGGGCGCAGGAAACAUCGGUUGCCCCAAGAAAGGCGGCGGCUACAACCGCGCCUUCAACCCCUCCAUGUUCACAAUGGAUAACAAUGACUUCGGCUAUGCGCACUAUCCGUCCAACCAGGCACACCAGUUCCGCACAGACGGCCGCGCUAUCAGCUACGAAGAGUUCAAGCGCGACGACCAGGGCGGCAGGGUCGUCGUGUUCGGCGCGUGCUCGACGGACCACGGCGUGGGGAGUCGCACUUUCUUACCCAGCGCGCUCAGGAUCAGCACCCGCGACGGCCCGCCCGUCGUGCGCUUCCAAUUCAGCUCCCUGUGCGCGCACUGGGACAAUGCGCGGCACGGCAAGGGCGCGCCAUAUGUCAUGCUUCUCAGUGUUUCUGGGCGCGAUGGGCGGAAUACGCAGUAUCUGCCGUUUAACACCGAUGGGCGGUCGUGGUGGCUGGAUGUCGAGCGCAGGGAGCUGGGCGCGCCGGGGCAGAAGGUGGGGGUUAAUUGCGUGACGGAGUUUUGUGGGAGGGAUGCGAGGGGGUUGAGUUAUGAGGCUUGGAGGGAUAAGACGGCGUAUAGUUAUAAAUCUACAGCCACACGCGCGCCACACACGCGCCACAUCCAACGCCGACGCCUCUCCCGAACCACCGACAUUUCCCUUGCCCGUCCAGAAACAUAUCCCGACCCACGCGCCGCGCCUUCUCACCUCCAACCCGAGGAGGAGGUCGCCAACGCCAACCUCGCCAACCCGCAAACAAACUCCCCAAUACAAACCUCCCCAAAAUACCAACACACCUCCCCAACACCACCCACACCGCGCCCUCGAGUGGGACGUCCCCCCAUCCACGCAACCAUGGCCUCAGCCUUUAUCGGCAUCAGCGUGGCCGUGACGCUGCAAAAGCCCGCAAACACAAUCGUGCACGGUGUCGUGGCGGCGGUCAAUCCACAGACUGCCACGCUGACGCUGCGCGAUGUUGUGUUUCCUGCGAGUGGACAUCGGCUGAAUACGUAUCUUGUUGAGGGGAGCGCGAUUGCGGAUAUUGUUGUUGAUGGGCGGGGUGCAACGGCGACGGGGACGGGGAAUGUGGGUGGGAAUGGACAUGAGGUGAGGAGGUAUCAGCAGUAUGGGGAGAGUCAACAACAGCAGCCGCAGUUUGUGGAUCCGGCGAUUCUGAGCGUGGGGAGGAGGGCACCUGGGAUGGGAUAUGAGGGUCAAGCGCCUCAGGAAGCUCCGGCGUCGCCUAUAAAGCCUGUGUCUGCUGCGCCGCUCCCCAAACCUGUUGCUUUGCUCGCUGGCCAUGCGAAGGCGCCUAAUGUUAGGACGCCGAGCGCGGCUACGUUGGCUGGGCCUUUCUCGUCGCUGGAUAUUGCUGAUGCGGAGGAGGCGGACAGCGAGACCAAGGCGGGUCCGCCGGCUGUGCGCAGGGUCAGCAUCACCAAGACUCGCACGGGGAAGCCCAUGGACGAUCCGAGUCCGCAGAAGAAUGAUGAUGGUGGGAAGAGGACAAGGCGCGGGGGCAAGGCACGCAAGAAGGAGCUGGCAGCGCAGGAGCGGAAGAACGGCGGGGAUGGGCCCUUCAGCCCGGAUGCUGCGAGGAAAGGCAAAGGCAACGGCUGGAGAAACACGCCCAUGUUGCAGGACGCCGAGACACGCACACCGGGAGUCAUUGGCGGCAGGAUGGGCUUGGAAGCAGCACACGCCUCGAACCGCAAGAACCGGCGGCAGCGCGCGCUCGACGCCACCAACGGCUGGGCGACGGAGGAUGCGACGGACGUCCAGGACAUGCCCGAGUUCGACUUCCAGGCCAACCUGUCCAAGUUCGACAAGCGCACCGUCUUUAACCAGAUCAGGAACGAGGACACGACGGCCGACGAGGACCGUCUGGUCAGCUUCAACCGCCUCGCACGGCCCGGCACACAUGGCGGCAAGAACCUGCACCCGACGGAGAACGUGCUGGACAAGAAGCCCAAGAGCGCCACCAACACGACGUCGGAGGAGGACUCGGACUUUGGGAGCGGGCGCAACUCACGGCGCGCCAUGUCGAGGGCGUCUGCAAAGAGGGCGCCCACACGCCAGGGCAGCACUGUCCAGGCCGACAUGGACAUGACGGGCUCGGGCUUCCUGCGCACAAACCGCUCCUACAUCAGCCGCCCGUAUGCCUCCUCGCACGCCACGGGGAGUCCCAAGCCAGGCCGCAUCGUAUCGCCCGUCGAGUCGCCUGCCGAGGCUGGCACGCGCGGCUGCUUGCGCCUGACGUCCAACAACCGCAGAUGCCACGCCAUCACCCCCGGCGGCAUGCUCGCCGUCGAAGAGACAGCCCAGGUCGAGUUCGGCCUCUCGGAAGAGCUCAUCGCAGAGAACAGCGGCCGUGGCAUCGCCGAAGUAGCCCUAACCGCCAUCAACCCGGGCGGCCGCCGCCUCGCACGCGACAACCCCAACGCCCGCCCCGUCAUCGUCGUCCUCGCCGGCAACCACCGCAGCGGCGCCCGCGCCGUCGCCGCAGCCCGCCACCUACAAGCCCGCGGUCCCCGCGUCAUGGUCGCACUCCUCGGCUUCGAGCGCACCGCCGACUGGGACCGCGACGUCCGCCGCCAAGUCGACCUCUUCCGCAAAUUCGGCGGCUCGGUCCGCGCCUGGCCCGACACGGAAGACGCGCUCAAACGCCUCCAAGCACCCCCCGAACUCAUCGUAGACGCCCUGCUCGGCCGCCACCGCGAAUUCGACGCCCUCGCCGACGCAGACCGGCGCUCGGUCCUCGCUAUCGUCGGCUGGGCGAAUAAGUCCCGCGCUGCUGUUCUGGCUGUUGAGUCGCCCUCUGGUGUUGCGGGGUCGACGGGGGAGGUGGCUAUUCUUGAGGGCGAGCCGCUCGAGGUUAGGGCGAAGUAUAUUGUUUGUCUUGGGGCGCCGCGGACGGGACUGCUUAGGGCGAUGCAGAAUGGCGCGGGCAGGGAUCCACAGUGGCUUAUUUGGGUCGUGGAUGUGGGUGUUAAUCGGCCGUGGCGGAAUGCGGGGAUUGCGGGGGGGAAGGGCGUGGCGUUUGGGGAGCACUGGGUUGUUCAGGCUGUUUUUUGUGAGGGGGAGGGGGAGGCGAAGGCGUAG